AUAAAUGUCAGAAUAAAGCCCAGAUAUUUGUUAUUUUGCCCAUGUGAUUAGCGAAUAAAAAAUUUAUUCACAUUCACCGACACGUGUGUCAUUUACUCGUCUCUUUUUAACAAUUUAUAAAUUAUAAUUAAAUUUAAGUUUGAAGACAAAGUCGUUCAGAUUCAUUGAUCUUGUGAUUUAGUUUGUUAAAUAAUUAGUUUACGUUUCUAAACAAAAAAAAGUGAUAUUGCAUAUAAACAUCGAUUUCGCGCCGUAUAGUUGCAAUAUCACUGUGAUAAUAGUUUCAAAUCCGCACAUCAUUUAAAAUGACAAUGAUAAGAAAUGUGUUGUUUGGAGAGAGAAAGAGAGAGAGAAAGCUUAAACAGAUUUUGUCGUGUCACCGCAGAAGACACUGCAAAACAGUCGCAAUUGCUCUAAAGUGGGGGAAAUGUCAGUGUGUUAAACGUUACGAUAGUGGACAACCUUUUGUAUAUACAGUUAUUCAUUCUUUUCAAGGUCUCGUACGAAAAAGAAUACUCGCUCUGAUCGAACCAGUCCGGUGGCUUUGAGUUAUCUCAAAAUUCAGAGUCGUGCGAAUUCGCAACGAUCACGUGGGUGUCGCAAAAGAAAAAUGACCGCGACCGUGAAACUCCUAGAUGGCGGCUUCUCCGGACAGUUGUCGCGCCACGUGGGCGCGAAAAUUGCCGGCAAGGAUCAUCCGUUGUGGACCGCACGGUUCCUCGCGACUAACCCCGAAGCCGUGUAUGCUACGCACUUGGAUUUUCUGCGUGCCGGCGCCGACGUCAUCGAGACCGCCACUUAUCAGGCGUCUGUGCCCGGACUGACGAAGCAUUUGAACAUAAGCGAACGCGAGAGCCUGGACUUGCUCGCAAAGGCAGUGUCACUGGCCAGGAAGGCGGUGGACGUUUACAUUCAGGAAACAGGUUCCGAACAGCGUGCUGAAAAAGAAAGACCCAUGGUGGCGGGUUCCUGCGGACCCUACGGCGCCUACUUGCACGACAAGUCGGAGUACUCCGGGUUCUACGGGAAGACCGUGUCUCGGCAGGAGCUCGCCGACUGGCACAGACCGCGUGUUCAGGCACUAGUGAAUGCCGGCGUCGAUCUGCUGGCUCUGGAAACUAUACCCUGCGUCGAGGAAGCGGAAGCUCUGCUGGAGCUGCUGCGAGAGUUUCCGAGCACACACGCCUGGCUCUCGUUUUCCUGCCGAGACGGCGAACUCAUGGCUGACGGCAGUAAGUUUCAAGAAGUGGUCACUCGCUGUUACCGGGCUCUACCGUCGCAGAUCGUCGCGAUCGGGAUGAAUUGCGUCGAUCCGAAGUACGUGACGCCCUUGCUGAAGGGCAUCAACGAGAACGCUUCGGCGGAUUUCAUUCCUCUGGUGGUUUACCCGAACAGAGGCGGCAGCUACUCCGCGACCGGCGAGUGGAUCGACGUACCGGACGAUCAUCCUUUAAGUCUGCCCAUAUCGCAGUGGCUGGACAUGGGAGUCCGUUACAUCGGUGGUUGCUGCAAGAUCUUCGCGGAGGACAUAGCAGCGAUUCGCUCGGAAGUCGAACGGUGUCGCGCGAAAGCAAUGUAACACUCUCUCCCUUCACGAUUAAACUGAUGCAAUUCCAUUCGGAAAUCAUGAGAUGAAAUGAUGCAGCGAAACUUGUAUAUUUUUAUACACACGUAUUUUUACACGGAUAUCAAUGUAAGCCUCGCGAGCUACAUUAUUAGCUGUCGUGAUUAAAGAUAAGCAAUCUCUCUCACACACACCCACACAGAAGAGAUAAUCAGCAAGAAAUAGAUACAAAGAAUCUUAUGAGAGAUAUAAGAAUGCUUAUAUCUCUCAUGAGAUUCUUUAAGCACUCAAAGGCGCACGCGGCCGAAAGUGUGCAUUACAAACGCUUGUUAUUUAUGUGCCAUAGCAACUUAUCUGAACGUACGCGCACAUGAAUUUUACCAAAUGACUCAUGAGCCAUGAGAUGUAUUAUUAUUCAUGAGUUGAAUACGUGCGCACAUGAGUUUGUGCGUUUCCGAACCCUGUCAAUCUGUAAAUACAAAUGAUAAUUUUAUGUAUUAUAUAAAUAAAAGAACCGAUAGAGCACUUCAGUGCUCAUCAUGAACAUAAAUAACCGUCAAAAAGUUCCGUUGCAUUGCAUUUCUAAUUUCAAAGAAAAAAAAUGAAAGAGAGAGAGAGAGAGAGAGAAGCUAAAAAUGUUUACUCGAUUGUGUUUUCUUGUUUCAUCUU
Pseudomyrmex gracilis is the source of this 2233-nucleotide messenger RNA. RefSeq names its product homocysteine S-methyltransferase-like. Gene Ontology annotation, biological process: S-methylmethionine cycle. Bases 611 to 1579 code for a protein of 322 amino acids. Gene Ontology annotation, molecular function: S-adenosylmethionine-homocysteine S-methyltransferase activity; zinc ion binding. NCBI's taxonomy places the organism in Eukaryota, Metazoa, Arthropoda, Insecta, Hymenoptera, Formicidae. The record is from RefSeq and is a predicted model, not a curated record. The transcript is spliced from 2 exons.